Messenger RNA from Dictyostelium purpureum, 671 nucleotides. RefSeq lists its product as uncharacterized. The coding region runs from base 1 to 552 and encodes 183 amino acids. The record is from RefSeq and is a predicted model, not a curated record. Lineage: Eukaryota; Evosea; Eumycetozoa; Dictyosteliales; Dictyosteliaceae. The transcript is spliced from 2 exons.
AUGAGUAAUAAUAAAAUAAUUGUUUUUUUUAUUUUUGCAUUUAUAACUUUUGUUUACUCAGAAGCAAUAAUCAAACUAGACUAUUGUUCAACAGAAAAUUGCCAACAAAAUCCAUCAAGAGAUCAAUGUAUAAAAAAACUAUUUAAAGAUUCAUCAUCAAAAUAUGCACAUAUAACAAUUCCUAACUACCCAAAUUCUGUGUUGGUAUAUGAUCAACUUUAUUCAUUUACCUACUAUCCAGAGGCCAAAAUGAUUGAAGUUUAUGGUGGAUACCAACGCGGCAGAAGGAACUUUUCGUACCCAAUCGUUGAAAUACCAAAUGAUAUUUAUAAUCAAACCGAAUGUAAUUUUAUUGAUACAGAUCAAUGCUAUAUAUCAGUUAUGUGUAACUAUAACCCAACCAAAGAUAAAGAGCGUUUAGAAAUUGCAUUGGGUGUUGUUUUACCACUUGUUGUUAUAUUACUUACAGUACUUGGUGUUAUAUUAUAUAAGAGAUUUGCAGCCAAUCGAAACGACCAAUAUAUUCCUCUACCAUCCUAUAAUGCCAUAUAAAAAAAGAACAAAGCAAAUUACGAAUAUAUAAUAAUUAUUAAAAAUUUUAACAGUUUUAUUAUUCCUAAUUUUAAUAAAAAUAAAAAAAAUAAAAAAUAUCGAUUUUGUUUAUAUACAAC